Messenger RNA from Egretta garzetta (little egret), 2524 nucleotides. Its product is annotated as histone-lysine N-methyltransferase SETMAR. The transcript is spliced from 2 exons. Bases 1 to 1050 code for a protein of 349 amino acids. Gene Ontology annotation, cellular component: nucleus. NCBI's taxonomy places the organism in Eukaryota, Metazoa, Chordata, Aves, Pelecaniformes, Ardeidae. Gene Ontology annotation, molecular function: protein binding; histone H3K9 methyltransferase activity; zinc ion binding. The record is from RefSeq and is a predicted model, not a curated record.
AUGACCGGGACACGUGUGUGGCGCAAGCAUUUUCACUCGGGAUGGAGUCAGGAGUGGGGUCCUGCGACCAGCAAGGGUGGCGAGGAGGAGGAGGAGGAGGAUGCAGAGCUCACCCUCUCGCACAGCCAUCACGAGCAGAGGCGGUGGGCAGGAGCUGCGAAGACUGCGCGCGAGGCAGGGGCAGAGAUGAGCUGUAGGCACCGCGUGCUGGGGUAUCCCCCACGACCCCAACUGGCAGAAGGGCUCUUCAAGUAUAGCCCAGACAACGUGCCUGGAGCAGACGGAGACAUUGACCCUACCGAAAUCACCUUUCCAGGAUGUUCUUGUCUUACCAGCUCCUGCGUGGUUCACGUGUGCUCGUGCCUUUGCCGUGGUGAAAAUUACAACAGUUUGUGCCUCAGGCCUACAGGCAAAGAGGAGGAGUACGCCAGGCCUGUUUUUGAAUGCAAUGCCCUGUGCCAGUGUGGUGAAUCCUGUCAAAACAGGGUUGUUCAGAGGGGUUUGCAAUUCAGACUCGAGGUAUUCAAGACUGAGAAGAAAGGGUGGGGUCUUCGCACUCUGGAAUUCAUAGCUAAAGGAAGAUUCGUUUGUGAAUAUGCUGGUGAAGUUUUAGGCUUUAAUGAGGCACGUAGAAGAAUUCAGGCCCAGACGUCAAAGGACUCGAACUAUAUUAUAGUGGUGAGGGAGCACCUCCAUAGCGGUCAGGUAAUGGAGACCUUUGUUGACCCAACGUACAUUGGUAACAUAGGCAGAUUCCUGAAUCACUCUUGUGAACCAAAUUUAUUUAUGGUGCCAGUUCGAGUUGACUCAAUGGUGCCUAAACUGGCACUUUUUGCAGCUACUGAUAUUUCUCCUGGAGAGGAACUUUCAUAUGACUAUUCUGGAAGAUUCCAUAAUUUACCAGUAACUAGUAGAGAGCACAAAUCUUCAGAGGAAGAUAACGGAUUAAGAAAACCUUGCUACUGUGGUUCCCCCACAUGUGCGUCCUUCUUACCUUGGGACAGCUCCCUCUUUUCCACAUCGGACACUGGUUCACGGAGCUCUCCAUAGCUUUUCAGCCCCUAAGCAUACCUAGCAAAUACCAUUUUCUCUAGCAGUUAAGUUGCAGUUAAAAAACCCUCUGAUCUUGUAUUCCACCAAGGAAGUACAUGUGGGUUUGAGUAACAGCUAGAAGACAAGAUUUUGAGAAUAACUUCAUGCAACAUCCCAGAGACUGUUUUCAGGGUGGAUGGUGUGAUGUGAGGGAGCACUGGAGCUUCAAGAUGUUCCAAAACCAGUUACUAAGCCAGGCCUGGUGGUUUUUUUCUUGAUUUCUUCUGACAGCUUGCUGUAUGAUAAAGCACCUCUCUCAGUCUGUUCCUUUGAGAAGGAAUGAACUUAAACAUUGGUACACAGAAAGGACAUGUGAUAAUGAGAAAUGUCCCUGAAAAUUACACAGCAGAAGGAGACUAAGGAAUGUUGACAUUUGCAAGAAGGGCAUUAGGUUUCUUAAAUUCCAUUAAAAUAAUUUAUUUUUUUAAAAUUACUUGCUAUAAAUUUUUUGCUCCACAAAACAUAAGUAAUUAUUACUGAUGUAAAAAACAUGCCCACAAAGAUCAGCCUGAAUGCUGUGUGUCCACCCCUGUUUUCCAUUCCGUCACAUCUACCUGCAUGCCAAAAUAUGGUUUUAAGUGACUAGUUCAGCUUCAUUGCCAUUUAGCUUCUGUGUAAAAGGUGCAGUACUGCAGGCUCUGAGAAGUACAAUCAUCCUGUCUUUCUAAAUCGCAUCUAUCGAGGCUCAUCCAGUACGAUCUCUGCAAUAACAGCAAGCAGCAUGUCCAUGUUCCUUUCCAGCACUGUUAUUGCACGCUCAGGAAGCAAAUUCAGACUCUGCAGCCUAAACCAGUAUGAUGCUGCUAUUCUGACUUCUGAAAUGGAUUAAAGUUGGAAACAGAAAAGUACAUCUGAACAACAACAAAUGUGUGGCUUUGUGUUGUGGAGCAGCUGGCAGAUCUGCGAGCAUUCCUUUCAGCUACUAACUGGUUUGUUUUCACUGUUCUUACAGAGCCAAAGUAUUAAGCAAGGCCUGUCCUUUCCCAGCAGAGGGAGGAGGUUGUUGCCUCUUUUCAUCCUUCUUGCACAGCUCUAACAAGCACAUGCUGCCUUACCGAGCGUCUCCGUGCGCCAGGGGUACACGGGAGAGCUUACCAGGUAGAUGGGGCGCGUUCUGCAUCUGCAUGUUACUUCACUUCCUUUCUAGAACGACCAAAUUAAGGAAGCUUCGAACAGGCUUGUUUUGAAUUUCCCCCGACUUUGAUACACAAGACAGAUAAACUUAACAGUGCUGCUUUUUACACUUGUGUCACGGUGCUCCAGCAGCAGCAUAAACCCCUGGGUUAUUUGCUCUCUACAGUUUGAUCUUUUUAACUGUAUUCACAAACUUUGACAAAACAUACGCAUACAAGGUAGCGCAUCUCGGGGGGAUCUGCUGUUCUGCAGGCCAUCAGCAACUUUUUGGUUUUUUUAAUAAAAAAAGACAGCUUUG